This is a messenger RNA of Myxocyprinus asiaticus (Chinese sucker), 1673 nucleotides long. RefSeq names its product COMM domain-containing protein 2-like. The transcript is spliced from 3 exons. The record is from RefSeq and is a predicted model, not a curated record. The coding region runs from base 313 to 828 and encodes 171 amino acids. Lineage: Eukaryota; Metazoa; Chordata; Actinopteri; Cypriniformes; Catostomidae.
UCAUAGCUGUCUGAAUGUGAUCUGCCUGGUCCAAUUUACCUCCGCUGGUGUCAGAAAAAUGAACAUUUACAGUGACAGAAAAAACAUACUAGCAUUUUCACGUAGUAAAGGGGUGCACCAUCACCAUCAACUCUUGGGGAAAAAUACUUUCUGUGCUCCCGCACGUAAUCCAUUUUGAUUGACUCUUCUCAGUAGCUUCAAUGCAAACAAAGUUAGAUGACAAAAUUUGGAAGAGCGGAGCUCUGAAAAGGGCGGGGCUGAGUAAGGUGAAUAGUGCACCAUUUAUAUGGACUACUUUUAUGCUAAAUUUUUAUGAUGCCUUUUUUGUCCUUUUUGGAGCUUGACAAAUGGACAGCCGUGUGGAAAGGAGCUUCAAGAUUCAUUCAGACUUCCAAAUUUCUACUUUUGUGUUUCACAGAAAACAAUAAAGCCAUAGGGGUUUGGAAUGACAUGAGGAUCUCUAAGGUGGACUUCAAGGACUCUGUGCUGGUGCUGGGAUUCAGCGAGGAGCUCAAUGAACUUCUCCUGCAGCUGUAUUUAGAGAACAGGAAGGAGAUACGACAGAUCCUCAGCAAACUCGCCCCCAGCCUCCCCCAUUACCACAACCUGGAGUGGCGACUCGAUGUUCAGUUGGCCAGCAGGACUCUCAGGCAUCAGGUGAAACCCACUGUGACCAUGAAGCUCCACCUGGAGGACAAAGGGCAGCGCAGCGCACGUGUGCUGCAGACGGAUCCCGCCACGCUGCAGCAUCUCAUUCAGGAGCUGGAGCGCGCUCUCGCCGAGCUCAAGAGCAACCACUGCCGCCGCAUUCUCCGUAAUAUCAAAUAGUGCCACACUGCAGUCACCUGCAGCAGAAAGAAACAUUGGAAAGAAUAAAAACUCCCAUUGCUACAUGUGCAAAUAUUUCAGGAUCUGCCUUUACUCAGGAAGGAAUGAUCUUGUAAUUGACGCACCCAGUUUUGCAAUUAAUCUUGUAGCGUGCACACCAUUGCAACAGAAAACCAGAGUCUUUAAGUGUGCACAGGGUGACAACCUUCAGUUUUGUAGUGUGUAUUUGGCUUUAAAUCAAUUUAAUUAAUCAUAAACCAUUAUAAUGAUGGAUAAUAAGCCUUUGAGUUGUUUCUUGUGGAGAAUCGGUGCAGAUUACAUUGAUUACAUGUUUAGUUAGUGCCAUAAGUAUUAACUCUUGCCUUGUAUUCAGUCCAUGAAUUUGUUUUGAUGUCAUUUUGGGGGUUCACAUCCCAAGCAAAAAUGUAUAUGAUCAAUUUACUGAACUGUCAUUGUAGAUGCAUUUUUGCACCGGGUUCAAUAGAAGUUAUGCUCAAUUGACAGCAUUUCUAGCAUAAUAUUGAUAGCACAGAAAAUAAUUUCAUUUUGUCCCUUGUUUAUUUAAAAAUAAGCAACAUUUGUGGUCACAGUAGGACACUUUGCAUUACUUUACAUUUACAUUACUUCUAAAGAUUUUCUGAUAUGUCCAUUAUGUUGACUAAUGUGGCCAAGUCCAUUAAACCGCCUUAUUUUCUCAUGGCACAUUGUACUGUUAACAUUCAAAGUGUUCUCAUGAAUGUAGUAUGUGCGUUUAGUUCUUCGUCCAUUCCUGUAACAAAAACAUGAUUUGUCAAUCUCUGCAUUUAUGAUUUUAUAAAUAAAUGCAAAAACAGACUGAAGCAAAA